CAAUUCUAAUAGGCACAGUGUAGUCGGUCUUUGCUACGCGAGUGGAUCGAAUUUCUUCAUUUUUUCUCUUCUUUCAAGUUUCUGUUUCAACUUACAAUACUAAAAUUUAAAUACAUAAUUAAUUUUUCACGUUCAGGACAUUUGAGGCAAAAAUUCAAAGGGACUCGAAUUCGAUUGCUGAAUACUUCGACCUUGGUAACUUCGGUUUGCCGGAGAACGAAAGCGACGCAAACGGUUACUAACUCGACAUUUUUUUCUGCUGUCUGUUCGCCGAUCGGUCGCAAUUUUACACCUGAUUUUAUCGGUCACUAAUCAACAUGGUAUCGAGCUAUGAAAAUUACCAUCGAGAGGCCAAGGCUAAGGUGCCAAUUUUAGUAUGUGCAUUGGCUAUACCCGUUUCCGCAAUUUAUUGGAUCGUCGGUUACUCGGAAUUAGCACCUAACGUGAAACAUAUCAAUGGAUGCUCACUCACUUCUUCGUGGAGAUUGCCGAUUACGUUGACAAUCUUUGUCAUACUAUCCGUUUGGAGCGUGAAGGGAAAGGGUUUGGUCUCGAGCGGCAUACUUUCCGGGUUGUUCGUUGGCAUAAUCACGAACUUGUCGAAUUACGGUCACGGUGCUUGUUUGGUCGCAUUUUUCUUCACCGCUUCAAAAGCUACUCACUUUAGAUCGGAAAAAAAGAGAAAGUUGACUACGGAAUAUCGAGAAGGAGGUCAAAGAUCUUGGAAACAAGUGUUGUGCAACGGAGGCAUGGCCACUCAAUUAGCUCUAGUUUAUCUAUUCGAUGUUGGUUGCGGAGAACGUCCAAUAGAUUUUGACAGGGACUGCAAAAGUUCUUCGCUGUCUAUCGGAAUAUUGGGUGCUCUCGCAUGCUGCAACGGUGAUACAUGGGCCUCGCAAAUCGGAACUGUACUUGGUGAAAAAGAGCCAAUUUUGAUAACGACCGGGAAAAAAGUUCCAAGAGGUACAAACGGAGGUGUCACCGCGAUCGGACUCGUAGUGUCGCUUAUGGGAGGACUAGUCGUGGGAAUAUGCAAUUACAUCGCGAUAGUGUGUACCGUAGACCCCGCAGCAUUGCAAAACGCUAGACCUCAGUGGCCGAUAAUUGUCGCAGGUGGUUUCGCCGGUCUUCUAGGUAGCGUAAUAGAUUCAAUUUUUGGAGCGACGUUGCAAUACUCGGGAAUCGAUGAGAACGGAAAAAUUGUCGAAGGUCCGGGGAAAGGCGUGAAACACAUAAGCGGAAAACAGAUAAUCGACGACCACAGCGUGAAUCUUUUAGCGAGUGUAGUUACGGCUUGGGUACUUCCGAACUUAUCUAUGAUAUUUUGGCCAUGAAAUAUGUUUUGGAAAAUGCUGGAGACGGAAUUUUCCACAUCACGAAACCAUGUUAAUUUUUAUCUACACUUGAACACAUAUUUUGGUUUUUGUAAUAAAAUUUAUGCAAGAUUGCGAAAAAUAA
Messenger RNA from Athalia rosae (coleseed sawfly), 1458 nucleotides. RefSeq names its product transmembrane protein 19-like. The transcript has 6 exons. Gene Ontology annotation, cellular component: membrane. Bases 318 to 1334 code for a protein of 338 amino acids. The record is from RefSeq and is a predicted model, not a curated record. NCBI's taxonomy places the organism in Eukaryota, Metazoa, Arthropoda, Insecta, Hymenoptera, Athaliidae.